Paramecium pentaurelia is the source of this 741-nucleotide messenger RNA. Lineage: Eukaryota; Ciliophora; Oligohymenophorea; Peniculida; Parameciidae. The record is from the annotation of a GenBank genome assembly.
AUGUUUGAUGAGAUGAUGGAUUCUCAAAAGAUUAUUAAUUCUGUGAUAAGUAUUUUUUAACAUGUAAUGGACCUCUUUCAUCAAAUUUUUUAGUAUGUGAUUUAAAAUAUAGAAUAAUGGAUUUAUUGUCUUACAUGUAUCCAACUGGAUAUUAUGAUAUUGGAUAAUUAGAAUGUGCAUGUAUUUUUAUUGAAUAGCAUUAGAAUACCACUAUUCACUAUCACUAUUCUUGUUAUAAAUGUUUUGAUAAUAAUCAAGAAAGUUGUAUUGUUUGUUCUCUAGAACUUAAUUUUAGAGUAUUAUAAGGAAAUAUCUGCAAAUUUAUUAAUGUUGAUUAUUAAGAGUAAGGAAUUUCUUAGUAUAAAAGUAACUUUUGAUUACUACCAAUCUAUUAGAUAUAAAUAUGAAACAUGUAAGAGCCAAGCAGAAAAAAGUUUUACUUUUCCAUUAAAUCCUUUAUGUAUACUUGAUUCUGUUAAGAGGUGUUUUUAUCCAGAAGAAUUUUAUGAUAAAUAAGAUUCAAUCGUUUCUCAAAGUAAUUUGCAUAUCUGCAUUUUAGGAUGCCAUUUCAAAUGUAAAUCUUGUGAUGGAAAGAUUCGAAAUAACUGCCUCACUUGUGAAUCUUAUGCUAAAAGAGAAUUAAUAAUUAAUGAAAGGAAAUGGUACUCAGAUUUUUUUUAAAUUUAAGUUUAAGAAUGCACUAGUAAUAAUAUUAACUCUAAAACAUAUACGAAAUAUUGA